AUGGCCAGUGACAUUCCGUCUCGACACCGUGGCCUUGUCUUUGAAUCAGUUUCAAAGGAUCUGAGUGGCCUCCAAAUUCAAUCACUACCGACCCCAAAAGUUGAGGCGGGCAGCGCCAUUGUUCACGUCCUUGGUGCCAGCGUGCUGUCCUAUCAACGCGAUAUUUACAAUGGGGAGCGCGAAUACUAUCUUCCUAAGCCGCUGAUUGGCGGAUUUAGCGCCAUUGGGCGCGUUGUGGCCGUUGGAUCUGAUGCGGUGGCCUUGCAGCCAGGAAAGUUGGUGUACAUCGACUCUGUUAUCCGUGGACGUGACGAUUUCAAUGCUGUGAUUCUAUCUGGAGUUUCGGACGGAUUCAAUGAAGGCAGUGAAAAGCUGAUGAAAGACGUCUGGCGCAACGGAACAUUUGCCGAAUUCACCAAGUUCCCUCUGGAAAAUUGUAUCCCUCUCAAUGAAUCCAAACUACAUCAGGGCCUGGGUUACGAAAUCCUUGACCUGGCGUAUAUCAGCUAUCUCCUCGUGCCUUAUGGCGGUCUACGGGAUAUCAGAGUUGAACCUGGCGAGACUGUCAUUGUUUCCCCUGCAACUGGCGGAUUCGGAGGUGCUGGCGUUCAAGUUGCCAUUGCUAUGGGUGCCAACGUCAUUGCAAUGGGCCGGGAUGAGCAGGAACUGGCGAGACUAAAAGUCAUUGUUAUGGAGGGCAACCCCGGUGCCAAUAUCAAGACAGUCAAGAUUACAGGGGAUGAGGAGAAGGAUAUGAAAGCACUUCAAGCCCUUGGAACUAUUGAUGCUGUGUUGGAUCUUUCGCCACCUGCUGCCAGCAAGUCGCCGCACUUAAACAGUGCUAUUAGGGCAAUUCGACGCAAGGGCCGCGUCAGCCUGAUGGGAGGCUUCAUGGAGGGCCCUAUACCGAGUUUCGAGCUCAUUGCGAAGGAAAUUACUGUGAAAGGUAAGUUCAUGUAUGAGAGAGAGGACAUACAACAGUUCGUGAAAAUGCUGGAAACUGGCCGAUUUCCACGUGGCAAAAACUUUGUCAAUAUGAAGAGCUUUCCUCUAGAUGAGUGGAGGACCGCACUUGACGUGGCAGCUGAGUAUACUGGGAUUGGAAGAUCUGUGGUUAUUGUCCCAUAG
Messenger RNA from Penicillium pulvis, 1128 nucleotides. RefSeq names its product NAD(P)-binding protein. Gene Ontology annotation, cellular component: mitochondrion. The transcript has a single exon. Gene Ontology annotation, molecular function: oxidoreductase activity. The record is from RefSeq and is a predicted model, not a curated record. The coding region runs from base 1 to 1128 and encodes 375 amino acids. Lineage: Eukaryota; Fungi; Ascomycota; Eurotiomycetes; Eurotiales; Aspergillaceae.